GUCGCGCACGCGUCACGUGAUCUCGGGAACGCGCUCUGCAGGUAGAACAGGUGACGCGUCUUUCUGCUUCAAAAACAACAGCGAUGAGAAGACGCCAUUAAACAUCACACUUCUCGAGGAACAGACGUCAUGAUUGCGGACACAAAACCAGAGAUGGAAACUUGAGUCUGGGACUUGGACUCGAGUCGCACUUAAGUCGCAUAAAUAAAGAUUUGGGAUUUGACUUGGACUCGUGAACAGCUGACUUGAGACUUGACUUGGACUUGGACCUCAGAGACUUGUGAACAUGUCUGCACAAAACACACACUGAUCGCCUGAAACACUCAGACUGUGCUUGAAGUGCAGAGGCCUCACAUCAGUCUGUCAUUAUGGAGAUCAGAGAGAGAUCUUCAUCUCCAGAACCCAUCAGAGAGACUCUGAAGAGAGACAGAUCCAUGAAUCCUCCUGAAUCCAGUGAUGAUCCAGUGACCUCUGACCCCAGUAUCUGCAGACAGAGAUCUUCAUCUCCUGAUCACAGCUGUGUGUCUCUGAAGACUGAUGAAUCAUUGACUCAUCCUCCUAAAUUCAGUGAUGAACGUGUGACCUCUGACCCCAGUGAGUCUGAAGAUGAUCAGACUGGAGGCCUGGAUUCUCCUCAACCAGUGAAUGAUGAACUACAGAGAGUCAAAGACCAGCUCAAAACCAGCAUGAAGAACAAGUAUGAGAGAUUAUUUGAGGGACUGAACCUCCAGGAGAAUGAAAGCCUCCUGAACAGGAUCUACACACAGCUCUACAUCAUAGAGGGAGAGAGUGAAGGAGUGAAUGAAGAACAUGAGGUUUUACAGAUGGAGAAAACAGCCAGAACACAACACUCACAAGACACUCCAAUCUACUGCAAUGACAUCUUUAAAGUCUCAGCUGAACCAGGAUGUGAGGAGAAAGACCAGAUCAAGACUGUUCUUACUAAAGGCAUCGCUGGAAUCGGAAAAACCGUCUCUGUGCAGAAGUUCAUUCUGGACUGGGCCGAGGGAAAAGCCAAUCAGGAUGUAGAUUUCAUGUUUGUGCUUCCAUUUCGAGAGCUGAACUUGAUCCGAGAUGAUCAGUACAGUCUUCAAGACUUUCAUCCUGAACUUCAAGAUCUGGACUCAAAGAUUUAUGAGGAGUGUAAAGUUGUGUUCAUCUUUGAUGGUCUGGAUGAAAGCAGAAUCACGCUGAUGUUUUCAGAUGAUCAGAACGUUUGUGAUGUGACUGAGACUUCAUCAGUGGGUGUGUUGAUGUCAAAGCUCAUGAAAGGAGAGCUGCUUCCCUCUGCUCUCAUCUGGCUCACCUCCAGACCAGCAGCAGCCAAUCAGAUCCCCUCCAAAUACAUCAACCGUCUGACAGAAAUUCAGGGAUUCACUGAGCCUCAAAAGGAGGAAUAUUUCAGGAAGAGAAUCAGUGACCAGCAGCAAGCCAGCAGAAUCAUCUCACACAUCAGAAGAGCAAGAAGCCUCCACAUCAUGUGCCACAUCCCCGUCUUCUGCUGGAUCUCAUCCACUGUGCUUCAGAAGCUCCUGGAAGAAGAUCUGAGUGCAGAAAUCCCUCAAACUCUGACUGAAAUGUACAUCCACUUCCUGCUGAUUCAGAUCAACAUGAGGAACCAGAAGUAUGAAGACAGAGAUCCAGAGAAACUCCUGCAGUCCAACAGAGAAGUGAUUGUGAAACUUGCUGAAGUGGCUUUCAAACAGCUGAUGAAGGGCAAUGUGAUGUUCUAUGAGGAGGACCUGAUGGAGAGCGGCAUAGACGUCACUGAUGCCUCAGUGUAUUCUGGGAUUUGCACUGAGAUCUUUAAGGAGGAAUCUGUGAUUCAUCAGAGGAAAGUCUACAGCUUCAUUCAUCUGAGCGUUCAGGAGUUUCUCGCUGCUUUCUACGUGUUUUACUGCUAUUUAAUGAAGAACAUGGAGCCACUGCAUGAAUUCAGAUUUUACGGUUUUGAUAAAGACUCUCUGUAUAAUAUACUAACAUCAGCAGUAUAUAAAGCUCUUGAGAGUGAGAAUGGACGUCUGGAUCUGUUCCUGCGGUUCCUGCUGGGCGUCUCACUGGAGUCCAAUCAGAGACUCUUACAGGAUCUACUGACACACACAGAGAACAGCUCAGAGAGCAUCAGGAGAACCACACAGUACAUUAAAGACAAGAUCAAAGACCCAGAAAGAUUUCGUCAUCUCUCAGCUGGUGAAUCCAUCAAUCUGUUCCUCUGUCUGCUGGAAGUGAAAGAUCAGACUCUGUCCAGAGAGAUUCAGGAGUUUGUGAAAUCAGACAAACACUCAGAGGAACUCUCUCCUGCUCACUGCUCAACAAUCUCCUACAUGCUUCAGAUGUCAGAGGAGCCGCUGGAGGAGCUGAACGCCAUGAAAUACAACACAUCAGAUGAGGGGAGAAGAAGACUGAUACCAGCUGUGAUCAACUGCAGAAAAGCUCUAUUUUCUGGCUGUAAUCUCUCAGAUCAGCAUUGUGAAAUUGUGUCUUCAGCUCUUCAAUCCUCAAACUGUGUCCUGAGAGAGCUGGAUCUGAGUCGCAAUGACCUGCAGGACUCUGGUGUAAAGUUUAUUUCUGAUGGACUGAAGAAUCCAAACUGUCAGCUGCAGAUACUGAGAUUUUCUGGCUGUGAUCUCUCAGAUCAGCAUUGUGAAAUUGUGUCUUCAGCUCUUCAAUCCUCAAACUGUGUCCUGAGAGAGCUGGAUCUGAGUAACAAUGACCUGCAGGACUCUGGUGUAAAGAUUAUUUCUGAUGGACUGAAGAAUCCAAACUGUCAGCUGCAGAUACUGAGGUUGUCUGGCUGUAUGGUGUCAGAGGAAGGCUGUGGUUAUUUGUCUUCAGCUCUGAGUUCAAACCCCUCACACCUGAGAGAGCUGGAUCUGAGCUACAAUCACCCAGGAGAUUCAGGAGUCCAGCUGCUCAAACACAAACUGAAGGAUCCAAACUAUAAACUGCAGAUACUCAAUGUGGAUCAUGGAGGACAGAUCAUGAUGACAGCAGGACUGCGAAAGUAUGCCUGUGAACUCACACUGGAUCCAAACACAGCACACACUGAACUCAUUCUGUCUGAUGAGAACAAGAGCAUCACAUGCGUGAGAUAUCGUCAGCCGUAUCCUGAUCAUCCAGAGAGAUUUGAUGAGCAUGAGCAGGUUCUGUGUGUUGAGAGUCUGACUGGACGCUGUUACUGGGAGACUGAAUGGAGCAGAGAUUAUGCUGAUAUAUCAGUGUCAUAUAAAGGAAUCAGCAGGAAAGGAGGGAGAGAAGACUGUGAGUUUGGAUUCAAUGACAAAUCCUGGAGUCUGAUCUACUCUGGUAACAGAUUCUCUGUCUGGCACAAUAAUAACAGAACUGAUAUACGUGCUGACCGUUCAUUCUCUAAUAGAGCAGGAGUGUAUGUGGACGUGUCGGCCGGCUCUCUGUCCUUCUACAGCGUCUCUGACACACACACACUAACACGCUUACACACAUUCAACACCACAUUCACUGAACCCCUCUACGCUGGAUUCAGGGUUGAUUAUUCUGGUUGCUCAGUGUUUCUGUGUGAUAUUAAACGAUAGAGAGACUCUCUGUAAAUCUUUCUGAUGUUCACAUGCACACAAACUCAUCAAAUCUCACAUCAUUACAUUUGUAUUCAUUCAUAAUUAAAUAGUUUUUCAUUCUUAAUCUAGAAGUUAUAAAUCUAGAUCAGACACACAUACUGUUCUGAAUCUUAAACAGAUGAAUAAGUUUGCUUUAAUAUUUCUAUUGUAAACUGAUGAUCAAAUGUAAUAAAAGUGUAUUAGUGACUGAUUUAA
Molecule: messenger RNA, 3788 nt
Organism: Onychostoma macrolepis
Lineage: Eukaryota; Metazoa; Chordata; Actinopteri; Cypriniformes; Cyprinidae
Product: NACHT, LRR and PYD domains-containing protein 12-like
Molecular function (GO): protein binding
Source: RefSeq, a predicted model, not a curated record